Orbicella faveolata is the source of this 1283-nucleotide messenger RNA. RefSeq names its product microtubule nucleation factor SSNA1-like. Gene Ontology annotation, cellular component: centrosome; ciliary basal body. Lineage: Eukaryota; Metazoa; Cnidaria; Anthozoa; Scleractinia; Merulinidae. The record is from RefSeq and is a predicted model, not a curated record.
GCGUGAGAUCGUAAUAAUAACUUUCAUGACAAGAUAUUUGUGUCGUUCAGGAUUGUAAGCUAAGACUGGAUUUUUACCUCUAUUCAGGCGUGUGAUGUCACAACAAGGGGCAACAUUGCAGACAUACAACAACGAGCUAGUGAAAUGUAUAGAAGAUCUCUGUACGAAGAGAGAUGAACUCCAGAAACAAAUACUCAACGAGGAGGAAGAGAAAGGAAAAAUUCAGAAUGACAUUCGUAUCCUCAGCGAGAGGUUGGCAAAAAUCAACGAAAGCCUGGCCAAAAAGAUAGCAUCCAGAAACGAGUAUGACAAAACAAUCGCCGAAACAGAAGCAGCUUACAUGAAGAUUCUUGAAAGUUCUCAAACUCUUCUUCACGUUUUAAAGAAAGAGACAGGAAAAGACAAGCCCCAGCCAAGUCAUAGUCAAGGGUCUGUGCGUGAUAAAACUGGAACACAAACAACAUAAACGUGUUCUUGGUGAAUGAUCCUUACUAUUAAUGUAAAGACAGUUAUUGGAAAGUAAAUUUUGUAGCACUCAUUGUACAUCUGUUGUUUUCUGCAAAUAAACACUAUCACCAACCAACAUGUACAAAUAUUCAUAACGUGAGAGCGUCAAAAUAAUCAGUUUUCAUUACCUUAAACAUUGUAACUUGUGUGGAUUUCAUUAACAUACAAAGUCUGCUUGUUUGUAGGUAAAUGAACAAUAGCCUACAUUUGACAUGAAAAUAUGCUUGGUUAGUUGAGCAUAUCUGAGCAUACAUUUAUUUUUAAAGUCAAAUGGGGGCUAUUAUUCAGGGCUGUCAUUAAGUUUUGACUCGCCCGAUAGUCUUCAUCUUCACAUCCAUGACAAAUAUAUUACUUCAUGGGUGAAUUGUUUCAACUACAGCCAAGGUCACCGGUUAUGACAAGGGCUGAUCAAGCAUGCUCAGCUGUAACAGGUACUAUGGGUUAUAGCCCCUAUUGACAUCCCUGCAUUGUAUUGCAUUUAUUAUUUUUCAAAAAUGUUUUAGCGUUACCCAAAAUAUUGGGGAACAUCACUCAGAAAUUCCCAAUUCUACAGUAGCUGUGACGUGUUUAGCCCAAUCAUGUGCAUUUGAUGGAUUAUAAAAGGCAAUAUUUACACCUAUCCAUGAAAAUCAGAAAAGACUUCUUCAAUAUCUCUGCCUUCUUAUCAUUAGAAAUAUUCAAAUUAAUAAUUAUUAUAGCAACAAAUUUGUACAAUGUUUGUCAGAUAAGUUGCAUAUACACAAUAAAGACACAGAUUCCUUCUGAUUGCCAUCAAA